Fragaria vesca subsp. vesca is the source of this 801-nucleotide messenger RNA. RefSeq lists its product as uncharacterized. NCBI's taxonomy places the organism in Eukaryota, Viridiplantae, Streptophyta, Magnoliopsida, Rosales, Rosaceae. Gene Ontology annotation, cellular component: plasma membrane. The coding region runs from base 1 to 801 and encodes 266 amino acids. The record is from RefSeq and is a predicted model, not a curated record. The transcript has a single exon.
AUGACGGACAGAGUCUACCCGUCUUCAAAGGUCGCCGCCAACGGCGCCACUAACGGCGCUACCGCCACCACCACAGCCGCCAACCCCACGGCCACCAAGCCGCAGCCGCUCCGGCAGCCCUACCGUCCUCAGCCGCAGUACCACCACCGUCGGCACCGCCGAAGCAACCGGAGUCUCUGCUGCUGCUGUUGUUUCUGGUCCAUACUUAUAUUCUUGAUUGUGGCUCUCCUCGCCGCUAUAGCCGGCACGGCUCUCUACGUCCUCUACCGUCCCCACCGCCCUGAGUUCACCGUCACCUCCUUCAAAAUCGGGAAGCUCAACCUCACCGAAAACGCCGACGGCGCCAGCUCACACCUCGUCACUCGCUUCAACCUCACUCUGGCAUCCAAAAACCCCAACAACCAUCUUAGCUUCGCAUAUGAGUCCUUCGCGCUCACUCUCUCCGCCAACAACGACGUCGUUCUCGGCAACGGCUCGAUCCCGGCCUUCUUCAGCGACACCAAGAACUUCACCUCCUUCCGGUCGAUCAUCACUGCUGCCGGCGACCUCGAUGUGGAGUCGGCCAAGUCGCUGAGAUCGGAUCUGAGGCGGAAAGGCGGGGUUCCGAUGAAGUUGCAGAUGGACACCAAGGUGAAGGUGACGAUUGGAGGGAAGCUGAAGAGCAAGAAGGUGGGGAUUAGGGUUACGUGUCAGCAAAUCAAGGGGGUAGCGCCGAAAGGUAAGUCGCCGUCGGUGGCGUCUGUUGCUGACUCCCACUGCAAGGUUGAUCUUCGGAUCAAGAUCUGGAGAUGGACCUUUUAA